Andrographis paniculata is the source of this 2356-nucleotide messenger RNA. Its product is annotated as metal-nicotianamine transporter YSL3-like. Lineage: Eukaryota; Viridiplantae; Streptophyta; Magnoliopsida; Lamiales; Acanthaceae. The record is from RefSeq and is a predicted model, not a curated record. The coding region runs from base 273 to 2243 and encodes 656 amino acids. Gene Ontology annotation, cellular component: plasma membrane. Gene Ontology annotation, biological process: seed development; response to iron ion. The transcript is spliced from 7 exons. Gene Ontology annotation, molecular function: oligopeptide transmembrane transporter activity; iron-nicotianamine transmembrane transporter activity.
CGAUGGCGGUUUCGGACAAAAAAGAAAUAGAAAAUUCUUGAGUGGACUUUCCUUUAUAUAUUCGGAGCGGGCUAAGGUACGGGAAUUUUUGUCCAACUGACGCAAGUCGUCAAAUCGGCAAUGUUGGAAAAAUCUCUGGUAUCAAUGCCGCAUUGAAUUCAUUUCUCUCCUCGAUUAGGGUUUUGGUUCGGACAGCGAAAGGUUUUUGCGCCUCUUCUGGUAAGGUAGGCGGCUGGUAAGAAAUCGACAGAUUCGCGGCGGAUUUGGCGGCAAUGGAGGAGAGGAAUAGGAUGGAGAUCGAGAAGGAGGACGUGAUCAGGAGAGUUCCGCCAUGGACAAAACAGAUCACGGUUCGAGGAAUCGUCGCGAGUACGAUAAUCGGAACAAUGUACUGUGUAAUAGCGACGAAGCUGAACCUGACAACGGGGCUUGUCCCGAACCUUAAUGUGUCGGCUGCUCUGCUGGCGUUCAUCUUCAUUAGGGCGUGGACGAAAGCCCUGGCGAAGACGAGGUUCAAAACGACGCCGUUUACGAGGCAGGAGAACACGAUUAUCCAGACGUGUGCGGUUGCUUGCUACGCCAUUGCCUAUGGAGGUGGAUUUGGUUCUUACUUGUUGGGGUUGAACAGGAAGACGUAUGAACAGGCAGGGGUCGAUACAGCGGGGAAUUCACCACAGAGUGUUAAAGAGCCUCGACUCGAUUGGAUGAUUGGAUUUCUUUUCGUUGUUUGUUUUGUUGGUUUGUUGGCUUUGGUUCCUCUCAGAAAGAUUAUGAUCAUCGAUUACAAAUUACCUUAUCCAAGUGGGACUGCAACAGCUGUUCUUAUCAACGGAUUUCACAGUGGUAAAGAAGACAAGAUUACAAGAAAACAAGUCAGGGGAUUCAUCAAGUAUUUCUCAUUUAGCUUUGUCUGGAGUUUCUUCCAAUGGUUUUACUCCGGCGGCGAUUCCUGUGGGUUCAUAAAUUUUCCGACAUUUGGAUUAAAAGCCUUCAAACAAUCAUUUUACUUCAAUUUCAGUAUGACUUACGUCGGAGCAGGAAUGAUCUGCUCCCACAUCGUCAAUUUGUCGUUGCUGCUCGGCGCCGUAAUAUCGUGGGGACUGAUGUGGCCAUUGAUAGGUAAUAAGAAGGGAGAUUGGUUCCCUAAAGACAUCAAGGAAAGCAGUAUGAAAAGUCUCAAUGGUUACAAGGUUUUUAUUUCGAUCGCGCUUAUUUUGGGCGACGGGCUCUACAAUUUCGUCAAGACUUUGUUGUUCACUGCCUUAAGCAUGUAUUCGGCGUAUAAUCGGAAGGUUUCCGCAGUUGAGGACGAGAAAAACAAGCUGGCGGACGAUGCUCGAAGGGACGAAGUGUUUGUAAGAGAGACGAUUCCCCUGUGGGUCGCUUGCGUCGGCUACUUGCUGCUCUCUGUCAUUUCGAUCAUCGUCAUCCCGAUCAUGUUCCCACAGCUCAAGUGGUACUUCGUUCUCGUCGCGUACGUUUUCGCGCCGGCGCUCGGCUUCUGCAACGCGUACGGAUCGGGUCUAACGGAUAUGAACAUGGGCUACAAUUACGGGAAAGUAGCGCUCUUCGUGCUCGCGUCGUUGUCGGGAAAGGACAACGGCGUCGUCGCCGGGCUGAUUGGGUGCGGAUUAGUGAAAUCGAUCGUGUCGAUAUCUUCCGACCUAAUGCAAGAUUUAAAGACGGGGCAUUUAACGAUGACGUCUCCUCGAUCGAUGCUCGUCAGCCAGGCGGUCGGGACGGCGAUCGGCUGCGUCGUGGCGCCGCUCACAUUUUUCCUAUUCUACAAGGCAUUCGACGUCGGGAAUAUUCACGGCGAGUACAAGGCGCCGUACGCGUUAAUUUACCGCAACAUGGCGAUUCUCGGAGUCGAGGGCUUCUCGGCUCUGCCCCGACAUUGCUUGGAGCUGUGCUAUGGGUUUUUCGCGUUUGCCGUUCUUGUCAACCUCUUGCGGGAUGUUGUGCCGGGGAAAUUCGGGAGAUGGGUUCCUCUCCCGAUGGCGAUGGCAGUGCCUUUUCUCGUCGGAGCGUAUUUUGCGAUCGAUAUGUGCGUCGGGAGCUUGAUCGUUUUCGCGUGGCAGAGGCUCCGGAGAGAGGAGUCGGGAUCGAUGAUUCCGGCGGUCGCGUCGGGGCUGAUCUGCGGCGACGGAUUGUGGAUUCUUCCGGCGAGUGUUCUGGCGUUGGCUAAGAUUAAUCCGCCGGUUUGUAUGAAUUUCUUGCCUGGUAAGAGCAGCACCUCGUGAGGGGACGGAAAUGGAGUGUUGUUAGAAUUUAAAUCCAGAGAUGGAAAAGUUUAGCUAGUCGAUAAUUAUAAAGGUUGACAAUAAAUUUGAAAUAAAAAAGGGAUAUUAAUAGA